This is a messenger RNA of Cydia fagiglandana, 918 nucleotides long. Its product is annotated as phospholipid scramblase 3-like. Gene Ontology annotation, molecular function: phospholipid scramblase activity. Gene Ontology annotation, cellular component: plasma membrane. NCBI's taxonomy places the organism in Eukaryota, Metazoa, Arthropoda, Insecta, Lepidoptera, Tortricidae. Bases 295 to 918 code for a protein of 207 amino acids. The transcript is spliced from 6 exons. The record is from RefSeq and is a predicted model, not a curated record. Gene Ontology annotation, biological process: plasma membrane phospholipid scrambling.
CAUAACGUUGUUCUAAAUUUGAAUAACGUUUCUUAAUUCGAAUACAUAACUUUAGUAACGUAACGUUUGUACCUAAUUCCAAUUGAAAACAAAAGAACAUCGGUUUUAUUAGUGUUGUUUUUGGAUGCUUCUGGAAUACUUGAGCUGCCAUGAUCGUGUAAGAAAAUAACUUUAAGUACUAUGUAUGUAUAAUUAAGAUAAAAGUGAAAUUAUGAAGUGGUAGUCAAAAACGAUAUUAAAGUGAAAUAGUUAACUGUAAUCUGAAAGACUGAAGAAAAGUGAAAUAAUCUCAAAAUGGCGACCGCGUCACAUUUAGGCAUCAAAGGCCUCGAAGGCCUCCACAGCGUGACGAUCAGGCAGAAAGUGACUGGUUUCUCGAACAACAAGUACGUGGUGCUGGCACCAGAUGGCGCUGUCAUUCUGUACGCCAAGGAGAACUCCGGCGCACUCAACCGGCUGUUCGGUGGGAAGGACCGCGCUUUUGAAAUUAACAUUUAUGACACACAGGAUAAAGAAGUAGUUCGCCUCCGUCGGCCCUACACUUUCGGUCCCGACAAGAUGGACGUAACCUUGUGUGGCAGUCUCAUCAGCGUGGUCCGACAGGAGGUCACCUUCUUCAAACCUGUACUUAACAUUAAUGAUGCCAAUGAUCGUCCUAUGCUGAGGGUUAAAGGUCCUAUGGCUACUGCGGGAGAUGCUGAUUUUAAAUUGUACAAUACAAAGAAGCAACAAGUUGGUGUCAUCGCCAAGCGCUGGGGCGGGCUGGCGCGAGAACUCUUCUCAGAUGCUGACCACUUCGAGAUCAGCUUCCCUGCUGACGCUACCGUCGGUGUCAAGGCUGCAAUCAUUGGAACUUGUUUCCUUAUAAUGCUGAGCACUUCGAGAUCAGCUUCCCUGCUGACGCUACCGUCGGUGUGA